AUGCAGGCAAUACAGACAAUAAAUCCAUGGAAUUACAUUCUUCCAUGGCCACAUCCACUCAAAUCGACAAGGAAGAAACAAAAAGGAGCAAAUGCACACUCCUUAAACGGUCUAUGCCAAUCUUCCGAUGAUCCCCUCGUACAUGAGUUUGUCAAGUCAUACAAACUUCUAAGUAUUUUCCAAAAGUCAAAGUCAAAACAAGUAGAAGAAGAUAUAUUAAUAGACAAGUUUGUUUCAAAUCCGAACUAUGUGGCACCCAAGAAUCCCAUUGUCCUAUGUCACGGUUUAUCCGGGUUUGACAGAUUGAUAUUAAUACCAUCCAUUUACUCUUUAACAAAAUUGAUUAAGAAUAGUAUAUCUUCUAACCUCUCUGAUCAUUUUCUUAACGAAGACGACAUAAAUGAGGCCCAACACGAUGAGAAACUUGUUCCUAAUCUUAUCGAGGUGGAAUAUUGGAUUGAUAUUAAGGAAAAAUUAGAAAAGUUGGGUUGUACAGUUAUCACAACAAGAGUGCCAAGUUUUGGUAGCAUAGAAGAACGAGCUGAAGCAUUACAUAGUUUCUUGGAAAAGGAAACAAAAAAAUUAGGGACACUCCAAGAUUCUGCGAAUCCAGUAAAAUUAAACUUAAUUGCUCAUUCCAUGGGUGGACUUGAUUGCCGAUAUUUAAUAUCAAAAAUUCCAAAGAAGAAUUAUAAGAUUUUAAGUUUAACAACUAUAUCCACCCCUCAUCGUGGUUCAGAAAUGGCUGAUUAUGUUGUGAAUUUAUUCGAAACCUUGAAAACGGCCAUAUCGAGUAACACGAAUAACGAGCAUCCGAUGAAUCCGCCAUUAUUACCACUUUGCUUUUAUCAAUUAACUACAACGUAUAUGAAAUAUUUCAAUCUAAUAACUCCAGAUGAUCCAAGUGUCUCAUAUUUUUCGUAUGGUUGUUAUUUCGAACCAAAAUGGUAUAAUGUCUUUUCCAUGUCGUGGAAAAUUAUUGCGGAUGCUACUAAUAAUGCUCCCAAUGAUGGAAUGGUUACCGUUAGCAGUAGUAAGUGGGGACAGUAUCAAGGUACAUUAUGUAAUGUGGAUCAUUUAGAUAUUAUCAAUUGGAAGAAUAAAUUGAAAACUGAUGUAAAUAAAGCGUUAUUGAAUUUAAGUAACGAAAAAGUCAAGGCAAUGGUUAAACCUGAUCUGGAUAUUUUACAGUUCUAUAUUCAAAUUACAGAUACCUUAGCUAAGAAGGGAUUUUGA
This is a messenger RNA of Naumovozyma castellii, 1236 nucleotides long. RefSeq names its product triglyceride lipase (gene TGL2). Lineage: Eukaryota; Fungi; Ascomycota; Saccharomycetes; Saccharomycetales; Saccharomycetaceae. The transcript has a single exon. Bases 1 to 1236 code for a protein of 411 amino acids. The record is from RefSeq and is a predicted model, not a curated record.